CAGGGACUAAGAUUUGGCCUGUAUGCUUAUUUUCUUAGCAUAACUCCCUGGCUUUGCACUCGCCCCCAUUCCCUCAUCUCUCAUCCUCAUCCUAGACGUAGUAACUCGUUACCAUGCAUAUCAAAGAGAAGCUCGCCCAAAAUGAGGCCGCCGGAAGGACGGGAAUUUCCUUCGAAUUCUUCCCCCCCAAGACCGCCCAAGGUGUCCAGAACCUGUACGACAGAAUGGAUCGCAUGCACGCGUUAGGUCCCUCCUUCAUUGACAUCACGUGGGGAGCCGGGGGCCGGCUAUCGGACUUGACCUGUGAGAUGGUCAACGUUGCGCAGUCGGUCUAUGGCUUGGAGACAUGCAUGCACCUGACUUGCACGGAUAUGCCUCUGUCGAAGGUGGACGCCGCGCUCCAGGCUGCUUACAAGGCAGGCUGCACCAACAUUUUGGCUCUCCGUGGAGAUCCUCCUCGUGAUAAGGAGGCUUGGGAAGCUGCUGAUGGAGGUUUCCGUUAUGCGAAGGAUCUGGUCCACUACAUCCGAUCGAAGUACGGCAACCACUUUGAUAUUGGCGUGGGAGGUUACCCCGAGGGUGCGGAUGACAACCCGGAUGUUGAUCUUUUGAUUGAUCACCUCAAGGAGAAGGUCGAUGCGGGAGCUUCGUUCGUUAUCACACAGAUGUUCUACGACUCAGACAACUUCAUCGAGUGGGUCAAGAAGUGUCGCGACAAGGGCGUCAACGUGCCCAUCAUUCCUGGCAUCAUGCCGAUUCAGACAUAUGCUGCGUUCAUCAGGCGAUCGGAUUGGACCAAAACCCGCAUUCCUCCGGACUGGCUCGAGGCCCUUGAACCCGUGAAGAAUGACGAUGCUGCUGUGAGAGAUAUCGGUAAGCGUCUGAUCGCAGACAUGUGCAGGAGGCUUGUUGCGUCUGGUAUCAACCACUUGCAUUUUUACACCAUGAACCUCGCGCAGUCAACCCAACUGGUUCUCGACGAAUUGAAGCUGAUGCCAUCCGAGGAGACACCGAUCCAGAGAGCUCUGCCUUGGCGGCCAUCGCUUGGUCUCAACCGCAGAGAAGAGGAUGUGCGCCCGAUCUUUUGGAGAAACCGGAACUCGUCCUACAUUGCUCGCACCCAGACCUGGGACGAAUUCCCAAACGGACGCUGGACCGAUUCCCGAUCACCUGCUUUCGGUGAACUUGACAGUUAUGGCAUUGGCCUGAAGGGUACAAACGAACAGAACAUCAAGCUGUGGGGAGAGCCUAAAUCUCUCCGGGAUCUGACACAUACCUUCGUGGACUUCCUGGAAGGCAAACUGGCUCGGUUGCCCUGGAGCGACACCCCGAUCACCACUGAAGCCAAUGCGAUCAAGGACAGCCUCAUCGAGCUGAACAAGAAAGCAAUCUUCACGAUCAACUCUCAGCCGGCUGUGAACGGUGUCAAAUCCUCCCACCCCGUGUAUGGAUGGGGACCGAAGAACGGAUAUGUUUACCAGAAGGCAUACCUGGAGCUUUUGGUUCCUCCCUACCUGCUCGAUGAGCUGUUCGCCCGUAUCGAGAAGAACGGAGACCUCACAUACCAUGCUAUCUCCAAGAACGGUGAACUCCGGACCAACACCCGCGACAGCCCCAACGCUUUGACAUGGGGUAUCUUCGCCGGAAGGGAGAUCGUCCAGCCCACGAUCGUUGAAACUGUCAGUUUCUUGGCCUGGAAGGACGAGGCCUACCGCCUGGGUGACGACUGGGCCAAGUGUCAUGAUGCCUCCAGCCCCAGCAGGAAGUUGAUCCAAGGUGUCAUGGACAGCUGGUCCCUUGUCAAUAUCGUCAACAACGACUUCCACAACACCAGUAGCCUUUUCGACCUGUUCAAGGAUCUGGAUGUGAAGGACCUUGAUACAGAAAUCCCCGCCGAAAACAGCGAGUCCAAAGCUCAUCUCAACGGAGCAUCAAAUGGAGCGACUAACGGUGUUACCAACGGCACCACCUCGGAGUCUGCAGUGAAGAACUAGAUGUGAUCUCUGCGGCUUCGACGGUACGACUCUAACCACUAUACAUUCUUCAACCACGUUUACGACUUCCUAAUUCAACAUACUACUUACUAAUUCAACAUCCUACCUCAACGAAUACCUGCCCGAAAUGAACCUUCGGGCCCCUGCAAUGUUUUA
This is a messenger RNA of Aspergillus heteromorphus CBS 117.55, 2150 nucleotides long. Its product is annotated as methylenetetrahydrofolate reductase (NAD(P)H) MET13. Lineage: Eukaryota; Fungi; Ascomycota; Eurotiomycetes; Eurotiales; Aspergillaceae. Gene Ontology annotation, molecular function: FAD binding; methylenetetrahydrofolate reductase [NAD(P)H] activity. Bases 114 to 1994 code for a protein of 626 amino acids. Gene Ontology annotation, cellular component: cytosol. Gene Ontology annotation, biological process: tetrahydrofolate interconversion. The transcript has 4 exons. The record is from RefSeq and is a predicted model, not a curated record.